CAUGAAUAUUAAAAUGGUUAAAAAAAGAAACCAGGCAGAAAUUGUUUCUAGGAUGGCUCAGGGUUUGCCAGCAUUUAGGCAACUCAGAGUGAGGUCCAGUCCUGCUUACCUUAGAUUCAGAGAGGAUAUCACAAAAAGACCCACAUCGAACAAAAAUCCAACUCCUUCUCCACCAUAUACUCCUCUCACAUCUCGAGGUCAACUACAUAGAGAAAAAAUCGACUCAAAAUUAUCCUCUCACUCAUCUCACGACGAGUCUUUUCAUCGCUUGAAUGGCCGGGGAACAACCGUCUCGGACGAAUCAGUAAGUCUUGGGAUUGGAAAUUGCGGAGAAGCUCUACCCCCUAUUAAUAACCGUCCUGCAUCUGGUUUAUCAAGUGGUCAAAUAGGAAAAUUAGUUGAAUCAAAUGGGAGACGUUCAUCACUAUCCAGGAAACAGUCUCCUAAAAGGAUUGUCAGGAGAACACCAUCGAACUCGAAUCUCGCAAGAAUGGAAAGGCAGAAUACAACACUCACUCAAAAAACAAGCAGGAAUGUCCAGCUAACUAAAUAUCCAUCAGAACAGUCUUUACAUAAAAGCCAUGUUGCACGUCGGGCUGGCGGUACCCAAAAUAAACAAAAAGGGCUUAAACACUCUCAGUCACAGCCCGACUUUUUGGUGGAGAAAAACGAAAAUUCUCUCCACAUUGAAUCUGAUCAAAAAAGAAGAAUAUAUGAGUGGCUCGAGGAAGUAAAUAAGAAGGGGGAAAGACCACCAACACCUGUUAUAGUUCAUGAGGAUGAGCCUCCCCAAAAAGAUACAGCUAUUCAUAUUGUAUAUCAGGGAGAUGACGAAACAGAAAGGACGUUCUAA
Molecule: messenger RNA, 853 nt
Organism: Dimorphilus gyrociliatus
Lineage: Eukaryota; Metazoa; Annelida; Polychaeta; Dinophilidae
Source: the annotation of a GenBank genome assembly